Molecule: messenger RNA, 5291 nt
Organism: Psammomys obesus (fat sand rat)
Lineage: Eukaryota; Metazoa; Chordata; Mammalia; Rodentia; Muridae
Gene: Lrrc9
Product: leucine rich repeat containing 9
Exons: 36
Coding region: 96-5291 (1731 amino acids)
Molecular function (GO): protein binding
Source: RefSeq, a predicted model, not a curated record
GGUCGGAGUGCACUCUGGCCUGUCUUGGACAGCCCCGGAAACCAUUCCCUCUCUUGAAAAAGACACAUUGAUAUGACCAUUGAUUUUAAUGAAAGAUGAUUGAAAGUGAAAAUUUAAAUCGAACAGAAAUCAUUAAAGAACUGUGUCUGUGCAAUGGUUUAAAUUACGAGGCGGUUGGACAAGAAGGAUCCGACGCGUCAAAGCUAGAGAUGUUUUUCUCGGGUUACCCCCGCAUAGUCGGAUUAUCACUGUUUCAUAAUUUAUUAAGUCUCACGAUUGUUGCUCAAGAGAUAAAGGAGAUCUCAGGGUUGGAGACCUGCUCACAGCUUAAAGAACUCUGGAUUGCUGAGUGCUGCAUAGAGAAAAUUGAAGGCCUUCACGAAUGUAAAAAUUUGGAAAAAUUAUAUUUAUAUUACAAUAAAAUUUCAAAAAUAGAGAAUUUAGAGAAAUUGGUAAAACUGGAAGUUCUCUGGCUGAACCACAACAUGAUAGGAAAUAUUGAGGGCCUGCAGACGCUGAAGAACCUAACUGAUCUCAACCUUGCAGGAAACCAAAUAAGCAGCAUUGGUCGAUGUCUUGAUCCCAAUGAACAACUGGAAAAACUAAACCUGUCUGGAAAUCAAAUUACUUCUUUCAAGGACCUUACUAACUUGACCAGGCUGCUCCACCUAAAGGAUUUAUCUCUGAACGAUCCUCAGUAUAAAACCAACCCAGUGUGCCAGCUCUGUAAUUACUCCACGCACGUGCUGUACCACUUGCCGACGCUUAAGCGACUCGACACAUUCGAUGUAUCAGCCAAGCAGAUCAAGGAUCUAGCAGACGCCACAGCAAUAAAAAAAAUAAUGUAUUAUAACAUGCGAAUAAAAACUGUUCAGAGACAUCUGAAUGAAGAACUCGAAAAACUGAAUGACAGGAAAAGCAAGUUGCAGAAGCUACCAGAAGAACGGAUAAAAAUAUUCAGCUAUGCAAAAAAAAACUUAGAACAGGAAUUGUCUGAACUCCAGGGAUCUGGUAAAGAGCCAAAUGAGAACGCACCAGAGGCUGAGAAGCCCAGGAAUAACGAGACACAGGAAUCAGUUAUGCAUCAGAAGAUGCUGGCCAAACUGAGCGCUCUGGAUGAGAGGAUCACGUUCUGGAACAAGAAACUACAUGAAAUUGAAACCAUUUAUCACAUUGAAGUCAAACAAACGAAGAAGAGGCGUGGCUUACUGAUCCUGUUUUUGCUCACGGAGCUGGAGACGGUGGGGAAUAUCCAUUUUGAAGAAGGCACUCGAUCUGAUGACUGGUUUAAUUCCUGCUAUGAGCUCAUCCUCUCACGUUUCUGCACCUGGGACUUCAGAGCGUACGGCAUCACGGGCGUGAAGGUCAAACGUGUCAUCAAAGUUAACAACCGCAUUCUGAGACUGAAAUUUGAAGAGAAAUUCCAAAAGUGUUUGGAUCAAGAAGACGUACAUGAUUCGGAGACCUAUCAAAAGAUGCUUGAGUGCCUUUUCUAUGUUUUUGAUCCUGAAAUGACGGUAAAGAAAAAGGAUCUGCUACAGAUACUUGAAAGGGGAUUCAGAGAAUGCGAAGCCAACAAGUCCCCUUUCAGGAAAGAAGCCGUUGCCCUCGUGAACAGUCUGAGCAUGUGUGAGUGCCCCCGAAUUGAGUUCCUCAAGCAGAAGUGUAAGGAUGAGAUGAAGAGCCCGCUUGAUUGUGACCUCUUCAGACAUGGCACCAUCAUCAUUGCAAAGGUUUUUCUUGGCCAGAGUGUCCAGGCUCGUGACGAGGAGCCCAUCAGUAAAGCCAACUAUCCCAUGGUCAACUCUGUGUUCAUUCCUCAGAGGCACGUCUUAAGACAAAGAAAUUGCGAUUGCAGCUUUCGGCAGUACAAGUGGUUUGUCUUUGACCAUGACCUUGUUUUGCCAGAGUACAUUGUUGAAUUUGAGUAUACCACAAUGGUCAAAGUUCACUCUUUAUUUUCUACCUUAAACAACGUUAUUCUAGAAGAUGGCAAAAAAUAUUCUGAAGGAUCAGUGCUAUCACAAGAUUUGAAAUUUGAUGAAGAAGUUCUGAAGAUGGAGCCCAGGAUUAAGCCCCGCUCAAAACUCAUUAGUUUGGAUGAUAAGACUAUCAUUUCCCUUGCUAAGACUAACAUUUACAGCCAUAUUGUGAAUCUGAAUCUGCAUGGGAACAGCUUGAGUAGACUGAGAGAGCUUUCCAAGUUGACUGGACUCCGAAAGCUGAACAUUAGCUUUAAUGAGUUUACUUGCUUAGAUGAUGUGUACCAUUUGUACAACCUUGAGUAUUUGGACGCCAGUCACAACCACGUGAUAACGCUCGAGGGAUUCAGGGGCCUGAUGAAACUGAAGCACUUGGACCUGAGCUGGAACCAGCUGAAGAAGACCGGCGAUGAGAUCAACGUGCUGUGCAAGCACACCACCAGCCUCCUCACCCUCGACAUCCAGCACAACCCCUGGCAAAAGCCAGCCACAUUGAGGCUGAGUGUUAUUGGCAGACUAAAGACGCUCACGCACUUAGAUGGACUCCUCAUCUCUGAAGAAGAAACCAGAGCAGCUCUGAAGUUCAUUAGUGGAACAAAGAUUACUCAGUUAACUCUCUUACAGCACUCUAGUUCUAAAGAAGAAAGACCUCGGAUGCUUACUGUAUGGCCUUCUGCCAAAAUCCUGACACAGAUUUCAAAGUUAGGACCACAUUUUCAUCUGACUGGAAACUGGCACCUGAAGAUAACUGCCUUAAAUUUAGAUGGACAACAUCUCUUUGAAAUCACAAAUCUAGAAAAAUUGGAGAAUUUGAAAUGGGCAUCGUUCAGCAACAAUAACCUCUCCAAGAUGGAAGGCUUGGAGUCCUGCGUCAACCUGGAGGAGCUGACAUUGGACGGCAACUGCAUCUCAAAGAUAGAAGGCAUCUCCAAAUUGACUAAAUUAAGCCGCCUCAGCAUGAACAACAACCUCCUCACUGGCCUGGAAAAGCAUACCUUUGAUAACAUGCUUCACCUCCACUCCCUCUCCCUUGAGAACAACAGGAUCACAUCGCUGAGCGCCUUACAAAAGACGUUCACUCUGGUGGAGUUGUACGUCAGCAAUAACUACAUAGCUGUGAACCAAGAGAUCAACUGCUUGAAGGGUUUAUGCAACUUGAUCAUCCUAGACAUGUAUGGGAACAUUAUUAUUUGGAACCAAGAAAACUACCGGUUGUUUGUAAUAUUUCAUCUUACAGAACUGAAGGCCUUGGAUGGCAUCUCAAUUGACUCACUAGAAAUUGAGUGUGCAAAAGACCUGUUUGGUGGUAGGCUCACCUCUGACAUGAUUGCCGAGCGACAGGGACACUCAAACUUUGUCCAAAUGCAGGAACUAAACUGGACUUCAUCAUCUAUCAGGGCUGUGGAUCUGAUUCCCGUUGACCACUUCAGGAACAUAAGCAGUGUGAAUCUCCAGAACAACAACCUCACCUCAUUCAGCGGCCUCAUCUACCUGCCCAACGUGAAGGUCUUAUGCCUCAACUACAAUCACAUUGAAUCAAUCAUGCCGAGGGUAAAACCUCAAACUCACUUAAGCAACAGGCAGCUGCUGUACCAGAAAGUCCCUUCAAGUGGCUAUGGACAGCAAGGAAUCUCUAAACUAAACAGAGAUCUAGGAAACAAUGAAAAUUUGCCUCCAAUAAUGCAAAGUUUAGAGGUUCUUCAUUUGGGAUACAAUGGAAUUUGUAACUUGCUUCAGCUACAGCUUAACAGAUUAAGAAACUUAAAGUUCCUCUUUCUGCAGGGAAAUGAGAUCAGUCAGGUGGAAGGGCUGGACAACCUGGUCGUCCUGCAGGAGCUGGUGAUCGACCAUAACCGCAUCCGAGCGUUUACGGACAGUGCUUUCGCCAAGCCAAGUGCCCUGCUGACCCUUCAUCUAGAGGAAAACCGGCUCCGCGAGCUGGGCAAGCUGCAGCCGCUGGCGAAACUGGAGAAACUCUUCCUGGGCUACAACAAAAUCCAGGAAAUGUCAGAACUGGAAAAGCUUGAUGGUAUCCCUUCUCUCAGAGAGCUUACUAUUUAUGGUAACCCGAUUUGUAGAAAAAUGGUGCAUCGUCAUGUGCUCAUAUUCCGCCUGCCUAAUUUACAUAUGUUGGAUGGGAUUCCUGUAAAUUCUGAGGAUAGGGCAAAGGCUGAGUUUCAUUUCUCUGAACUACAAGCAAGGAGAAAUCUAAUAACCCAGAGUACUCUUCCCACUUCCAAGUCCCUACCGCAGUCACACCUGCAGACGCCUUUGCCCUGUAAGUUAGUUCCUGUUACCAGCUCUCCUACUGAUGCUGGGUCGUUCUGCCACGUUAAAGCCUCUGCCAUUAAAAUAACAAAUGUUAUUCUGCCUGCUGGAUUUAGCCAUUUCUUGGGACCUGACUUCACCUUAGCUCCUGAAGCUGAAGGUAUUUUUUCUCGAUCAGUAAAGCAGAGAAAAUGUAAAAACAAACAAACAAAAAAGAAAAAGAAUAGAGCCAUUCUUAAAAAUAAUCCUGGAGCAUCCAUAAAGAAACAGCUUUUUGGCAGCUCGGAGGAGUCGUCUGUCUCCUCCUCUUUUAUCGCACCAGACCAUUACAUCUCCAACUGCACAAAUGUACCAGAGCCAGCAACACGAAGGAAGCGUAGGGCUACCCCGAGCCGCCCAGCCCAACCGGAAGAGCCUACCCCCUUAGGGCUCGCUGUGCAGCGCCUCCCCCGCUGUGCAGCACCUCCCCGCCUGACUUUCCGGGAGCUGGCCGCCCUCCAGCUUCCCCGCGGCCCCACUGUCGCAGGUCCAGCUUCCUGCGCGGACCCCCUCACUGCAGCUCGAGCCACAGGGCCAGCGUCGGGUCGUGGAGACCGCCUCUCCACCCCGCCCCGCCCCUCUCCUCCAUCCGCCCGCCCCUCUCCUCCACCGCCCCGCCCCUCUCCUCCGCCCGCCCCGCCCCUCGCCGAGGAAACUCCUCCCACCCUGCGCCCCGCGUCGGCGCACACGAACCCGCCUCCAGCAGAGCCAUGGAGGAGGGAGGCGGAGCGAGACUCACAGCCCCGCCUCCCAGGGCCCCGCCUCCGAGCGCGCGUGCGCACUGCCCCCUGGGAGGCGCGAGCGCAGUUGAUGUUAGCCAUGGAAACGGGAGCGGUCCUGGAGGCCCCGGGUCAGCUGCUGAUGCGACCGCCAGCAUCGUCGGGCGGGAGCUCCCAACCGCCUUCACCAGGGGAGAUGUGGUCCCGGGACGCCCUCGCGUCGCCUCUCUCCUCCGGUGACUCCAGGUAUGUCCGUCUGCCGACACCCCUGCGACUUCGUUAG